Messenger RNA from Carassius auratus (goldfish), 2093 nucleotides. RefSeq names its product integral membrane protein 2C-like. Gene Ontology annotation, molecular function: amyloid-beta binding. NCBI's taxonomy places the organism in Eukaryota, Metazoa, Chordata, Actinopteri, Cypriniformes, Cyprinidae. Gene Ontology annotation, biological process: negative regulation of amyloid precursor protein biosynthetic process. The record is from RefSeq and is a predicted model, not a curated record. Bases 23 to 982 code for a protein of 319 amino acids. The transcript has 7 exons. Gene Ontology annotation, cellular component: extracellular exosome; Golgi apparatus; plasma membrane.
GACGCACAGCUAGCUUCCCUUCAUGUGUUCAGACUCCACUCGCUGCGUGACCAGACAGGGGUUUGUGCCUCCACACAUGAAAGACGCGCUAGUUCCUCUCCUUCACACCUGCGACAAUUUGAGUACAAGCACAGAAGCGUCCUUGCUGGUACAAUCCCUACUGGACAUCCUCACCGCGGAAAACCAGGAGGAAGCGAAAAUGGUGAAGAUAUCUUUCCAGCAAGUAACUGCACAGAAGCCCGAAAAGGAGAACGAUGGAGACAAAGAGGAAAUUCACAUGCCCCACUCUCACCAGGAUGAGUUGGUGCUCCCGGUAAGAUCGAAGAUGUCUUCCUUUAGAGGCCUUUGGUGCGUCGUGCUCGGCUUGGUGAUCUUCCUGUCAGGCUUGAUCAUUGCCUCUGUAUGCCUGUACCGACACUACUUCAGCACGCAGAUCCCAGAGGACAGUUCGUUCCACUGUCGGGUGAUGUACGAGGACCCCCUGUUCGCCCCGUUACUUGGAAGACAGGAGUUGGAGGAGAAUGUCGGCAUCUACCUGGACGACAACUACGAGCAGAUCAGUGUGCCUGUUCCUGACUUCGGAAGCAGCGACCCGGCUGACAUCAUUCACGACUUUCACAGGGGACUCACAGCUUACUAUGAUAUUGCGUUGGAUAAGUGCUAUGUUAUUGAACUCAACACGACAAUCGUCAUGCCGCCCAGGAGCCUGUGGGAGCUGCUUGUCAAUGUCAAGCGGGGGAUGUAUUUGCCCCAGACCUACAUCAUUCAGGAAGAGAUGGUGGUGACGGGGCGCAUUAGGAACAUGCGUCAGCUGGGACCCUUCAUCCACCGGCUCUGUUAUGGAAAAGAAACCUACAGACUGAGACGCCGUAGCAGCCAAAGACGAAUCGAUAAGAGGGAGACCAGGAACUGCCACAGCAUCCGGCACUUCGAGAACACGUUUGUCGUAGAGACGAAGAUUUGCGACCGACUCCUGCUGUAGUUUCCCUCCCUUCUCCUCAACUCUACUGAGCAAAACCCAAAACUGACCAGUCCCCAUCUGUCCAGCUUAACAGCACUUUAUCAGCAUGAUAAACCUGUACAUAAUGUUAGAUCAUGCCAUAUUUGUGGCUUUGUUGGUUCAGAUUUUCCAAGGAUAAACUGUAAUUACUUUGUCCAUCCAAGUGUUUUUUUUUUUCUGUGUUUUUUUUGUCUUUUGUCAAAGUAAGAUUUUGAUUUGCAUAUUCUGAAGCAUACUGUCUAGUUUAUAGUUUCAUUUCACUCUCAGGUUAUUUGUGGUGUAUAUAUAUAUAUAUAUAAACAAUUUUUUUUUUUUCUCCAGUGGGGAAGUUUCCUCAAAUACUGUGAGAUUAGUCUUAGACAUCUGGCAUGCUCUUUUUUUUUUUUUUUUUUUUUUUUUUCUUCCUCUGUUUCAUUUGUUCAUUAUUUUCUGUGUUAGCUAAGAAAUCCAGAUUAGAAAAUUGUCUUCGAUGCCAAAAGAUUUACCUCAUAUUUUAGAAAUGUAUGACUUAAUGCCUGUUAUUUAAGUCAUAGCGUGAGUUUUUGAACGUGAUAUAAGCAAUAUAAGUUUCCUUCUCUUGGAUUUCCUAACUUGACAUCCAUUUGUUUGUAGUAUUGUUGGUUAUCUGAACAAGUUAUUAUGUUCAAAUGCUCUGUGUAAUACAUGUGAAUAAAUUUGUAGAAAAAUGUGAAAAACUAUCCACCGAAUGUUGGUUUGAAAUGUUCUGUUAUCUCUAAAUGCAGUAUGCCUGUACUCAUAAUAACAGGUUGUUCUUUAAUUAAGCUGAAGGUUCAUUUUCUUAGGCACAGAGGUGCAGAAAACUUUUUCUUGCCGUUCUUAUUCCAUUCUGUUUAUAUGGUCCAUCCAUGACUAAUGGUAAACAAUUUGACCCCGUCUAAGGUGGAAUCAUUUCAUUUUGCUUGUACUUUUUCUAAUCGUACCAUUUAUAUGUAUUUGUUCCUCUUCCACAUACUGGUGUAGCAACAACUGGUUUUGUCUGGAAUAAAUGAGGCAUUUGAUUUGAUGCACUGUUCUGCUGCUUUGUGAAUAAUAAUUGCUUGUAAAAAUCCAUCAUUAAACUGCUGAAACACUA